UUCUUGAGGUGGAGUGACAAAUCAGUAAUAACAAAUCAUAAUCUUAUAAAUGUGCCAUAUAUUACAAUAUAAUGGCCAUUAUCAAGGUGAUAAAGUUUCUGAUGUAUAAAAAUAAUGUUUGCAACUUCAAAUGUAGGCCUACAUUUAUUGUCUUGUAUGCUGUGAUUUGGGUGUAUUGUUCUGAAACCAGGACGAAAGUGAUUAAUCAAUUAGACAACACUGCCACCUUGUGUUAAAGUAUUUUAGUGCAAGACCUUUCAACGCAAUCCCCUCUUGUCACUGGUUGUCUCCUAUGGUUACUCUUUUGUGUGCUUGUCACCUUACUGGAUAUUAUGUAUAGAUAUUUAGCCAACAUCAUUGAUUACAGUUUUUAUUGGUAGAGUAGUUUAUAUUAAGCAACAUAAUUCAGGAUGAACGGAAUGAAAUCCUUUAUCUAGGAACCAAGCGCAACCGUGGACGUGUUUCUUUUCGGGCAUCACAAUUGUGACAAAUUUCCGAAGUACACAUUUCAGCAUGGCGUGUAGAAAAAUGUGUAACGUUGGAUCUCUAAUUGUGUACAGCAUAACGAUUGUUGCGGCGUUGUAAGUAUUCAUUUAGCUCUUUAUAGAGGUGAAAUAUUCCAGUUUUAACCAUGAGUACCGAUUAGUUGUUAUGUUAUUGUUACUUAGCAAAUGUAACUAACGUUAGCUAAUUGGUUCAUGUUUGAGCUUCUGAUCACGUUAGCAAAGCUAGCUAACUUACUGAGCUACAGAACGUUUGAAGUAUAUUGGGCUGUCAAAGGCUAGUCAUUUAGCAAGGUUAACUUUUUUAAAUGAGAUAUUAAGAGUAUAAAGUGGAGUCCUGGCUGGCAUUACUCUCACACUGCUUCCCACCCAAGAAAUCAGAACCGAGUUGACAGCAAGAUUUUCGAGACAUGAUGUGUAAAGUCAAACCAGAGAAAACGGACUCUGCUGCUUCUAAAAUGCCAAAAUCCAGUCAGAGCCAAGCGAAAAAGAAACCUCUAAAAACGUUUUCUCAACACACCAAGAAGAAAGAGCCCGUUUCAAAAGAUCAAGGUAAAACCAAGGCGUUGCUUCCCCCGAAAGAUGCCCAACAGUUUUCAACCAACUGGAAAACGUUACUAGAGGUGUUCAAAUCCAACCCCCCUCCGGUGAAAAAGCAACCGUUUCAGCAGAACUCAAAGAAGGAAAACCCUAAGAAACCCACUAAAGACAUUUCAAAGAAGGACGAGACUCAUAAGAAACCCACUAAAGACAUUUCGAAGGAGUUGGGGGUGGCGCAUAAGAAGCCUGCUAAGAACUUAUCAAAGACAGUGAAUGAUGCCAAGGCAACUAAGCCCAAGCAGGUGAACAGUGGGAAAGCAUGGCAGGACAGUGCUGUUCCUAGUAAAACUCAGGUGAAUGGGAUAGAUCCAGGACCAUCGGGGACAGAACAGCCCAAAGCCAAGAAGAGGAAACAGAGCAGUGUCCAGAUAGACAGCAAUGCACAGUUGAAGAAGAAGAAAGUAGAAGUGGAGGAAAAGAAACCCACUGAAUCCGACAUGUGGUUUGAUGAUGUGGACCCUGACGACAUUGAGGCCACAGUGGGAACAGAGGCAGCCGAUAUCAUGAGAAAGAUCCAAGGCACUCAGACACAUGCCCAGACCACAGAGAAAGCGCUGGUCAAGGACAGGGCAUUUGAGGGCCUGACCAAGGCGGUGGCUAUGGACUGUGAGAUGGUGGGUGUGGGGCCAGAUGGCGAGGAUAGCAUCGUAGCCCGGGUCUCCCUUGUCAACCAGUUUGGAAAGUGCAUUUACGACAAAUACGUCAAACCCACAGAGAAGGUGACGGACUACAGGACAGCUGUCAGUGGCAUCCGGCCAGAUGACAUCAGAAACGGUGAGAAUGUGAAGACCGUACAGAAAGAGGUGGCUGAGAUCCUCCAGGGGAGAACGCUUGUGGGACACGCCAUUCACAAUGACCUCAAGAUUUUGUUCUUGGAUCACCCAAAAAAGAGAAUCAGAGACACCCAGAAGUAUAAACCUUUCAAGAAAAUUGUGAAGAGUGGUCGGCCCUCUCUGAAACUCCUGUGUAGCGAAAUACUCAGUGUCAAAGUACAACAGGGAGAACAUUCAUCCGUCCAAGACGCCCAGGCGACCAUGAGGUUGUACACGGUGGCGAAGAAACAUUGGGAGGCAGAGAUCAAGGCUAGUCAUAACAACCCAGAAUUAACCAAGAAGACCAAGGAACCAAGGAAGCCCAAAUCUCCCAAACACAAAUGAACCUGACUGAACUGCAUCAGUCUGUAAUGGGACUGAGGACUCGCCCUUGACUAGAUGGCACAGGACAGGAGGCUUGAUUGGAUUAACAAGUGUGUCUUUUGGAAGUGGACUCGCACUUUGAGGUCUUAGUGAAUUGAGGAAUCUCUUUUGGUGACCCAUAAGGAUUACACAAAGCGGUUUGAUCAAAUUAAUUUGGACUUUAUUCAAAUCCCACUCAACCCUAAUCAUUCAGAAAGUUGGUCAUCAAAAACAGCCUAGUGCCAGUUUAACUAUGCAUCGAUCUUUCAUUCAUUGUCUGCUACAUCAUGUUUUCUUCUGGUUCGAAUGUUUUAAAAUGUGCUAUUUUUCUGAUCUAACAUCCAUGUCUUGAUGUUGAAUAUCUGCAGUUUCAAUUCCAAGUGUUUGGAUUAUUCGUUGCCUUUGUAUUUGAGAGUUUUUCAUGAAUUAAAAGUUAGAUAUUUAAAUCACAA
Molecule: messenger RNA, 2730 nt
Organism: Salvelinus sp. IW2-2015
Lineage: Eukaryota; Metazoa; Chordata; Actinopteri; Salmoniformes; Salmonidae
Source: RefSeq, a predicted model, not a curated record